Molecule: messenger RNA, 1284 nt
Organism: Pelagomonas calceolata
Lineage: Eukaryota; Pelagophyceae; Pelagomonadales; Pelagomonadaceae
Source: the annotation of a GenBank genome assembly
AAAAAAUGCCGGCGCCGGGGGCACACAUUGCACAUAUUUCAUUCUGCCUCUGGCGCGCUCACUCGUUGCCGCACGAAGGUAGAGUCACCGCGGACGCGUAUUGAAAAGCAGCUGUAUCUCACCAUGUCCUACACCCCCCUCAGCGAUCAGUACUACGCCGGAGUGCUGGAUUUCGGCGGCGUGCGCAUUUUGUUAGACUGCGGAUGUGACAUAGAGUUCCAGAACCUCGGCGAAAAAAUCGCCGCCGUCGCGCCGACGGUCGACUUGGUCCUCCUCUCGCACGCGGAGCUGCGCCACGUCGGCGCGCUGCCCGCGGCCAAGGCCCGCUACGGCCUCGCGGCGCCUGUGUUUGCGACGACGCCAACCAUUAAAAACGGCGCCCUCACGCUCUACGAGGCCUGGGGCGGGUUCCGGGCGGCGAAAGGGAGAGCGGCGGCGAAGGAACUGUUCACCUUGGACGACGUCGACGCAGCUUUCGACAAGAUACGAGCUCUGAAGUUCGACCAGCCGCUGUCGCUUCGCGGCCGCGGCGCCGGCGUCGUGGUCACCGCGCACCGCGCGGGCCACAGCGUCGGCGGCGCGUACUGGCGCAUCUCGCGGGGUGCUGAUGAAGUUGUCUAUGCCGUCGACGUCCACCACGCGCGGGAACGCCACGUCGACGGAACGGCGCUCGCGGCCCGCGGCCCCGACCGGCGGCCCGCCGUGCUCAUCUGCGACGCGGGGCCGCUCCGUGGGCCCGCCGCGCCGGCGCCGCCGCGCCGCGCGGCCGAGGACGCGGCCGUCGACGCGGCGCUCUCCGCGCUGCGGCACGGCGGCCACGCGCUCUUCCCCGCCGAGGGCGCGUCGCGGGCCCUGGAGCUGCUGCUCGUGCUCGACGAGGCGUGGCGCCGGCGGAACCUCGGCGGCGCGUACGACCUCGUCUUCGUGCAUGCGACGGCCCGCAGUGUGCUCGACUUUGCGCGGUCGCAGCUCGAGUGGAUGGCGCCCGAGGCGCAGGACUCGUUCGACGGCACGACGGGCGCGCGCCGCGGCGGCGGCCACCCGCUCGCGCUGCGCGAGGUCCGCUGCACGUCGUCGGUCCGCCGACCGUGCGGAAAUCAAACUUCCCAUGCCAAGACACACUGACUAAUUUGCACACAGGUCGCGGAGGCGCUCGCGAAGCGGCCCGACGCGCCCAAGUGCGUCGUCGCGGCGCGGCCCGAGCUCGAGACCGGCGCGGCGGCGCGACUCCUCCGCGAGUGGGCUGGCGACGCGCGCAACGUCGUCGUCCUCACGGCGCGGCCC